UACCAAUGUUGUGUCGCAAUAACGUAUUAUGCCUGUUUUAAUGCUUAGCUUGGUGUGGUGAUACAUGGUUCAUUGUCAUUGUUUCAGUAAACUAAAAUGCCUAGAAAAAAUAGACUACAGAAUCUUACUGAUGAAGAAAAAAAGUUAAGGCGGCGUGAACAAAAGAAAUUAAGUAUGCGUCGAGCGCGGGCUAAGUUAACUGAAGCUGAUGUUGAAGAGAUACGCAAAAAAGAUCGCGAAAGGUACCAUAAGAAAAAGGAUAGAGGAGAUAUCAAAACUAUUGAUCAAUAUACACCGAGACAACAGCGUCAAAUAAGAAAAAUGUGGCGCGAAAAAUCAAAGAAACGGCGAGAAUUAUUAAAAAUGCGAAAAGCUACUGACGCACUCAUACAAGAAGAUACUCCACCAUCAAGUCCAUCUGCAUCAUUCUCGCGAGUUGAAUCUGGACGUGCAGUAGCUGCCCGAAACAAAAGAGCAAGACUAGCUGAAAAUGAGGUUUUAAAGAAAAAGGUAUUACACAUGGGGAAAGUAAUUAAAAAAUAUAGAAUGAGAAUACGAAGACUAGAAGAAAGAAAACAGAAAGCGUCAAAGUCGAGUUCUAAAAAUAAAGUCUUAAAAACGGAUAUCAGGAAAGCUGUGCAUGAUUUUUUAAUGGAUGAUGAAUAUAGUAGAUUAACUGCAGGUAAAAAUGAAACAAUAACUAGGAAUAAAAACUCUGAUGAUUCUGAUGAAAUUUUUACUCAGAAUCUCCCAUUGCGUCUCAACAAAAGACCCAGGUUUUCAUCAAGCUCUGAUGAUGUGUCUUUACCUAAACACGAUGAGAGAUCGAGGUUCCGAUCAGACUCUGAUGACUCUGAUGUAAUUUUCACUCCACGACAUCGUCAUCCAUUACCCACAGACAGCAGUGGUGAAGGUGACUUCAUUGUACGACCUCAGCAGUCUCAAAAACCGUUUGUCGAUCCCUACACUGAUAGUGACAAUGACGAAUAA
Messenger RNA from Spodoptera litura, 990 nucleotides. NCBI's taxonomy places the organism in Eukaryota, Metazoa, Arthropoda, Insecta, Lepidoptera, Noctuidae. The record is from RefSeq and is a predicted model, not a curated record.